Molecule: messenger RNA, 1141 nt
Organism: Anoplophora glabripennis (Asian longhorned beetle)
Lineage: Eukaryota; Metazoa; Arthropoda; Insecta; Coleoptera; Cerambycidae
Product: phosphatidylinositol transfer protein alpha isoform-like
Exons: 7
Coding region: 119-937 (272 amino acids)
Biological process (GO): phospholipid transport
Cellular component (GO): cytoplasm
Molecular function (GO): phosphatidylcholine intramembrane carrier activity; phosphatidylinositol transfer activity; phosphatidylcholine binding
Source: RefSeq, a predicted model, not a curated record
UGGUUCAAUUUCAAUUGGUUCAUGAUUAUCGUCAUUGUUAUCAUUGUAUUUGUAUCAGUACCUUCCGCUUUUCACAGCAAUUUCAUAUGUUUCAUAGUUAAAAAUCCAAUAAAAUACCAUGUUAAUUAAAGAAUACCGUGUAACGUUGCCCCUAACUGUAGAGGAGUAUCAAGUUGCUCAGCUAUUCAGUGUAGCUGAGGCAUCCAAGGACAAUACCGGUGGUGGAGAAGGCAUCGAAGUCCUGAAGAAUGAACCGUUCACCAAUUACCCGCUAUUGGGCGACAAAUACAGCAGUGGACAGUAUACUUACAAAAUAUACCACUUGGCGAGCAAAGUGCCGGCCUUCAUAAGGCUUCUUGCCCCGAAAGGUAGUCUGGAGUUCCACGAAGAAGCUUGGAAUGGUUAUCCUUAUGCCAGGACCAUCAUUACGAACCCGCUCUAUAUGAAAGACAAAUUCAAAUUAGUAAUAGAGACUUUACAUGUUGCCGAUAGAGGUCACCAAGAAAAUGUGCACGAACUACCCGCGGACAAAUUAAAGCAGAGGGAGGUGGUAUUCAUUGACAUCGCCAAUGAUUCGUUAGCGGCGGGCGAUUAUAAAGAAGAAGAAGAUCCCACAAAAUUCAAAUCUCAGAAGACAGGUCGAGGACCUUUGGUCGGACCCGACUGGCGGGAUAAAGUAGAACCUAUGAUGACAUGUUAUAAAUUAGUUACCGUAGAAUUUGAAUGGUUUGGUUUACAGACGAGGGUAGAGAGUUUUAUUCAGAAAUCUGAAAGGCGGCUCUUCACAAAUUUCCAUAGGCAAGUUUUCUGUUCGAUCGACCGUUGGCAUGGCCUUACGAUGGACGACAUCCGAGUAAUAGAGGACAAGACGAAGGAAGAGCUGGAGGCGUUGCGUCAAAAGGGUGAAGUGCGGGGCAUGCGGGCAGAAUCGGAUUAAGUACCCGUUGGAGCGACAACUAGCUAAUUUUAAUUUAUAACAACUUAAAAUACAAGAAAUUAUUACAAGAGCUGUCUGAAUCCACAACUUAAUCUGGAGGCUUUCACCGAUAAACUAACCAUGUUCAGUAUUUUUAAGUAUAAAUGGAUUUAUUUUUAAAGUUUAUGGUGCAUUUAUGCUAUAUUAAAAAAUAAAGUAAUUUUA